AUGAUUAUUACCAAUUCCAUCGUUCUGUUUGCGGCUGUUGCCCAAGUUUACGGCGCAACAAUCAAUAAACGCUACAAUUAUGCUCCUCAAUUCUCCCCAUCUUUCCCUCCCAUGGCUAAACCAACCGGCGUAGUUACAUCUUAUAAUCCGGGUCCUUAUGACACUUCAUCUACCCUGUCUACCACUCCAUUGAGCGGGUUCCCCGAGCCAUGGUCAAAGCCAGAUACAAAUCAUCCAGAAGUACAGGCUGUGUAUAACAAGCUCGAUCUCAGCAAAAUCCCAAAAGCACCUGUUAGAAAGCAAAAAUCGGAUGGAAGCUGGGUCUCGAGCUCUGAUGGUGCCAGCGACCCUUACUGUUGGUGGUCCAGCACAAACUGUGUAGUUCCCAAGACAAACCUGCUACCUCCAGACAUUUAUACAUGUCCCAACAAAGGCGAUUGGGGUUUAAACUAUGAUGAUGGUCCAUUUAAUAGAUACACUGACUCCAAUGCUGCUGUUGAAAACAAGUAUGCUGAGCCAGCUCUUUACAACUUUUUGGCUGAGAACAACCUUCAUUCUACUUUAUUUUACAUUGGCUCAAAUGUUGCAACCUAUCCUGCUGCAGCUCAGCGAGGUUUGAAUGAUGGCCAUCAGCUCUGUGUCCACACAUGGUCGCAUCCACCCUUGACAACUCAAACCAAUAUUCAGAUUGUAGCUGAGCUGUAUUGGACAUUGAAAGCUAUCAAGGCCGCUACAGGCGUCACUUCAAGAUGCUUCCGUCCUCCUCAAGGUGAUGUUGAUGAUCGUGUACGUGCAAUCGCAUGGCAAAUGGGCAUGCGUACUGUGCUUUGGGACCGAGAUUCUGAAGAUUGGAAUCUUCCAGCCUUGGGUUCCGGCUCACUCUCUCCUGCUGUCGUGGAUGGCUAUUUCUCUAAUUGGAUAAAUACGUAUAAGAGUGGAAAGGAUACAUCCGGUCAUAUUGUAUUGGAACAUGAGCUCAAUCACGCCACUGUCAACAUGUCCAUGUUCUGGUUGCCCAAAUUAACAAAGACCUUCAAUGUCAUUCCUGCAUUGUCCUGUAACGGUAUUACCAAAGACAUUUAUUGGGAAGAUUUCGAGUAUCCUACGUAUGGCGCUGACGGCUCAACUACUACCAAGACAACACCUACCGCUACUAGCACUAGUUCUUCAACCACUAAAGCAACAACAACCAAGCCUACCACCACUAAAACGACAACAACCACCACCAAAACGACAACGACCACCACCAAAACGACAACGACCACCACCAAAACGACAUCUAAAGCGACAACCAAGACCACUACUACCAAAGCUCCCACAUCUACAUCUACAAAAUGUACAGCUGGCGUAUCGGGCAAAAAGCAAGGCAACGGCGACUCAGGCUAUUGCUGCACUAGCAGCGAUGAUUGCAUUGAAACCUGCCGUUCUGGAGUAUGUGGCCUUUAG
Mucor velutinosus is the source of this 1446-nucleotide messenger RNA. RefSeq lists its product as uncharacterized. Gene Ontology annotation, biological process: carbohydrate metabolic process. Gene Ontology annotation, molecular function: chitin deacetylase activity. Lineage: Eukaryota; Fungi; Mucoromycota; Mucoromycetes; Mucorales; Mucoraceae. The transcript has 3 exons. The coding region runs from base 1 to 1446 and encodes 481 amino acids. Gene Ontology annotation, cellular component: membrane. The record is from RefSeq and is a predicted model, not a curated record.